This is a messenger RNA of Solanum tuberosum (potato), 937 nucleotides long. Its product is annotated as CEN-like protein 1. Lineage: Eukaryota; Viridiplantae; Streptophyta; Magnoliopsida; Solanales; Solanaceae. The transcript is spliced from 4 exons. Gene Ontology annotation, biological process: flower development; vegetative to reproductive phase transition of meristem. Bases 135 to 662 code for a protein of 175 amino acids. The record is from RefSeq and is a predicted model, not a curated record.
UUAAUGUCCUAUAUAAAGUCCUCCUUGCAAGUAACAUUCUUCAAACCAACUACCAUAUUUCUCUCUAUUGCAUAGGUUAUACUAAAAAACCACACAAUAAUUAGUUAAGUGACCAAAAAAAAGGAAGGAUCAAUAUGUCUUGUAGAGAUAUUGAACCACUUAUUGUUGCAAGAGUGAUUGGAGAAGUAGUUGAUAGUUUCAAUCCAAGUGUGAAAAUGAAUGUGAUAUAUAAUGGAAGUCAACAAGUUUUUAAUGGUCAUGAACUCAUGCCUCCUAUCAUUGCUUCUAAGCCUCGUGUGGAGAUUGCUGGAGAAGACAUGAGAUCUGCUUAUACACUCAUCAUGACUGAUCCAGAUGUUCCAGGUCCUAGUGAUCCUUACUUAAGGGAGCACCUCCACUGGAUUGUGACAGAUAUUCCUGGUUCUACUGAUGCUUCUUUUGGAAGAGAGAUAGUGAGCUACGAGAGUCCAAAACCGGUGAUCGGGAUUCAUCGAUACGUGUUCGUAUUAUAUAAGCAAAACAGAGGAAGAGAAACAGUGAAACCACCAGUAACAAGAGAUCAUUUCAACACUCGAAAAUUUGCAGCAGAAAAUGGAUUGGGUUCCCCUGUUGCUGCUGUCUACUUUAAUGCCCAAAGAGAAACUGCUGCUAGAAGAAGAUGAAUCAACAAUCCAUCUACAUCAACAAAUAAAAAUAAAAGUAUGCAUAAUAAUAUACACAGAAUUUUUCGUAAGUAAUGUUACUCCUGACUCCUGAUCAUGGAUCAUGUUGAUUCAGGGGCAGUGCUGGAACAUAGUGGUGGACGAUCUUCAUUUCCAUAUGGUAAUUGAAGUCAAACAGGAACAAACCAGGUAUAAUAACAAUCAAAGUCGUAGGUGGGUAUUCAAAUAAAGGAGAGUACUUUGUCCUAUUAUUAUAUAAUUUAUAGGAUAGACUA